GUGUGUGUGUGUGUUCUGGGUUACACUGUGCCUGCCUGCUGCAGAGUGAAUGAAGAUGGCGAUGAGAGCAGCGCUGCGGUGCCUCUCGGUAAACUUUUCUCCCAGGCUGCCGCAACUCUCGUCCGCAGCGCAAGUUUCAGCGACUCGGCUGCUGUGCAGGAGCGGCGCCCCGCGGACUCUGAGCACGACCUCGGGCCAGUGCACAGCCCUCAAGUUCACUGAGAAGCAUGAGUGGGUGCUGGUGGAGAGUGGAAUCGGCACUGUGGGAAUCAGUAACUAUGCUCAGGAAGCUUUAGGUGAUGUGGUUUACUGUGGACUGCCUGAGGUUGGCCAAAAACUUGAACAGCUGGAUGAGUGUGGUGCCUUGGAAAGUGUAAAGGCUGCCAGUGAGCUGUACUCACCAUUGACAGGGGAAGUGACAGCAAUCAACACGGAGCUGGCCGAAAAUCCAGGACUCGUGAAUAAAUCCUGCUACGCAGACGGAUGGCUAAUCAAGAUGACCAUUGAAAGGCCUGAAGAACUCGAUAGGCUCAUGGACCAACCUGCUUAUGAUAAAUUUAUUAAGUCGCUGGAAGAAUAAGACAACAAAUUUAUUGUGAUUAUUUGUUAUGUAGCUGUAGUCAAAUAUUAGCAGACUGGGUUACUAACAUUGGCAGUGAUCUGCAACAUUCUUUGCAAUAUUUAUGUUAUGAACACUUUAUAGUGUGCUGCAAAAUUUUAAAUGCCCAGUAACAUUUUUCAUGUAGAAAGUGGGGAUUUUUUUUAAUUCACCAGUGAAUCUAAAGGGCUUUUAUGCUAAGGUUUGUCAGUAUUAUUGGAUCUUCUUCCUAGUACUUUGCUCUGUUUUUAAGUAGUGCAUAGUUGUAUUGAAACGCUGGGAAAUUCAGUUUUUAAUUCAUUUAUUAAAACACUGAAAAGUCUUUAAGUUUGAUUUAAUCUGCCUGAAAUCUGUUUCAUUAUAUGUUUUAAGAAGGCACAGUAUAUCUUUAUGAUAUGUCGCACAUGCUCACAUCCUGUCGCAGCUGUACAGAUGGUGACAGGUCAUACCGUCUGCUUGUCCUAAUUUUAGUGCCACACACCUUGACCUUUCCCCUUGGUUGAAGAUAGGCUGAGAUUGCUGAAGCUAGUUGAUCAAUAAUUAAUCCAACUGGGAUUUUAAACCCAUUGACAAAAGCUGCAGUUAGUGCUUUAAGUUAAUGAUUUUAAUUACUGUCUUCACAAAAAACAGUUCAAAUAUUUCAAAUUACAGAUGUUAUGCUAAAAACAAACUUUAUACUUCCAUAGUUUUAGUCUAUUCACAUUCUGUCAACUAGAUUGCUUUGUGUUUGUUAAAACAACCUGUAUGUAAAAUCCUGUUAUAAAUAAAGAGCACAUUUAUAACAGUUA
This is a messenger RNA of Xiphophorus couchianus (Monterrey platyfish), 1386 nucleotides long. RefSeq names its product glycine cleavage system protein H (aminomethyl carrier), b (gene gcshb). Lineage: Eukaryota; Metazoa; Chordata; Actinopteri; Cyprinodontiformes; Poeciliidae. The coding region runs from base 50 to 580 and encodes 176 amino acids. Gene Ontology annotation, cellular component: glycine cleavage complex; cytoplasm; mitochondrion. Gene Ontology annotation, biological process: glycine decarboxylation via glycine cleavage system; protein lipoylation. The record is from RefSeq and is a predicted model, not a curated record. The transcript has 5 exons.